Molecule: messenger RNA, 387 nt
Organism: Penicillium odoratum
Lineage: Eukaryota; Fungi; Ascomycota; Eurotiomycetes; Eurotiales; Aspergillaceae
Exons: 2
Coding region: 1-387 (128 amino acids)
Source: RefSeq, a predicted model, not a curated record
AUGUUUUCGUACUCUAGUGCAGCUACACUCUCGGCGCAGACGGAUGGAAGUACCAUCACAUCGUUUGUCCCUCUCACCACAGUAUAUACGUUCCCAAGUUCAUGUUCAACAAAAUACCGCCUGGAUGGACCGAGUCUCAUGGCGUUCGACCCGGCCUACGGAAUGGACGUGCAAACGGGAGUAGUCUGUGUUCCUCCAGCCCAAACCACAUGGUGGGAAAGCGAAGUGGUCACUGGUACUGGCGACUAUACAAGAAAAGAGCAUUGGGCCCAUCGAGUGCCCUUCAGAUUGGUCGACGCUCGCGACUUCCAUCAAGGACUCUACCAGCACCGCUGUGAUGUGCUGUCCCUCCUACUGCUCAUGCGAGGCUUAAUUGAGGGCCACUGA